AUGCUUAAAUUGAUUAUUAACCUUAUGGGAAAUACUUUUGAUAAAUUCCAAGAAGGCAAAGUAAUAGCUGAUAGCUUAGAACUAAUAGAAAUGCUAAUUGAAUGAGAAACUUUAUUAAUAUGACGACGAAAUUAUGGCACCAAGCAUUAUAUUCAAAUUUGCAUAGAAGAGAAAUAUUUAGGAGUAAAAAGAAGCCCAGCUCUAAAGAAAAUUGGAGCCAUGAAAAAACAAUUGAUUAAUAUACAGCAAUAUAUUGACAAAUGUAGUGAUGAAGAAAACCAAAAAUUGACUGAAAUUUUUGAUACAUUAAAAAUAAGUUAA
Molecule: messenger RNA, 321 nt
Organism: Blepharisma stoltei
Lineage: Eukaryota; Ciliophora; Heterotrichea; Heterotrichida; Blepharismidae
Source: the annotation of a GenBank genome assembly